Molecule: messenger RNA, 193 nt
Organism: Cetraspora pellucida
Lineage: Eukaryota; Fungi; Glomeromycota; Glomeromycetes; Diversisporales; Gigasporaceae
Source: the annotation of a GenBank genome assembly
AUGAAAAGAUUUAGUGAAAUUGCAUAUAUGAAAAGAGUAGAAUUUAUUAAAGCAAAGUUAAUUGAAAAAAUAUCAUCAGGCAUUUGGAGACCAAUUCCAAUAACACUUGAAGAGGCAAAACAUCAGAAAGCUGAAAGUUUAUUAACAAAACCACAAAUUUUAUCUAUUAUUAAUUCUUUAACCUCUUUUUUAG